Messenger RNA from Mycosarcoma maydis (corn smut), 1863 nucleotides. RefSeq lists its product as uncharacterized. The coding region runs from base 1 to 1863 and encodes 620 amino acids. The transcript has a single exon. Lineage: Eukaryota; Fungi; Basidiomycota; Ustilaginomycetes; Ustilaginales. The record is from RefSeq and is a predicted model, not a curated record.
AUGAGCUCGACACCGCCAUCACAGUCACAAACCACAUCGUCGGCAUCGACAACUUCAGCCGCCUCUACAUCAGCCUCCGCGUCAAGCUCGUCAACCACAAGCAAUGCCGGCUCUGCUGCUAAACCGGCCGCUCCGGCUCCGGUCCCUCGCGAAAUACCUGCCGUCCUUCGCCCACUCGAGUACAUGGGCAUCCCCAAAAGCGUUCUCGCUUGGAAGCCUCGCUUGCCAUCCCGCAACUGGUCCAUCUUCCUCGUCACUGUCGGAACGCUCUCCUACCUCUACUACGAUGACCGUCGCCAAUGCAAGAUCAUCCGUCAAGACUACAUCGACAAGGUCAAGCAUCUUUCCAACGAGCCUAUGAAACCUGGAGAGUGGCCACGCAAGAUCACCGUCUACGCUACUCGUUCGCCCGGUGAUGACGACUACGACAAAGCGCUUCUUUACUUUAAGAAGUACAUCAAGCCUGUGCUUGUCGCUGCUGGUAUUGAUUGGGAGGUGACUAACGGCACUCGCCACGGCGGUCUAGCUCGAGAGCUGCAGAGCAAAAUCCAGGAGAGAAGACGCAAACUCCUUGGCCUCGAGCCUUGGAUGGACGAGAUCACUGCCAUGUCACAGUCACAAUUUUCGCUUACACCGCAGCAGGAGCUUCAAAGGGAAAUCGAUGGUGGAAUCGUUCUGGUCGGUAGACCUGCAUUCAAGGAAUGGGCGUGGGCGCUCAAGAAUGGCUGGUGCACACCCCUCGAAGUGCUCAAACGUGAUCGAGACGAUGAGCUAGCACAGGAACUCGCAGAGGACCCUGCAUUUGACGAGAUUCCUGCCGAACCUUCCACUUUGGCCAACAGUGACAGCCCAUCAUCAACAACGAGCGAGUUCCUCGACGAAAAGGACAAGGCCAUCGCUGCGCUUGCUGAAGCAGGCGACGAGGAUGGCGCAGGUGCACCACUUCCAUCGCGUCUUGGUUCUGCUACCACCAACCUUGGUUCUGUACCGUAUGGUUUCGGCUCCGGUCCCAACGCAUUUAGCGGCAUGAAGGGUCCAUCCCCUGCUGAUACAGCUAGAGCCGAAAAGAAGCGCGUCAGAUCCGAGGCCGAAGCUGCCGCCGCACGACUCGAUCCUAAGCUCCUAGUACCAUCCGAACAGAUCCCGGCCCAACCCCCCAUCUGCUUUGUCGACUUUACCAAUCUGGUCGGUUGGCGCAACAUUCCACUUCGCAUGUAUCACUUCUUCCGACAGCGCGACAAGGUGCAACACGGGGCCGAGCUUGCGCUCACCCUUGUUUAUGGUACCAAGGAAACGGCGCGUGAAUUCCAGCCCGGUCGUCUUGGCACUCAACCGGGCCAAGUGCCACAAGUCCCACCGCAAGGCGGGGAUCUCGACUGGGGCAUCGAAACGGAAGAACGCUACCCACCCUACUUCUUGAAAACCGAAAAGAAUAUCGCCGAGGCACGAGAGAGCUACUACAAAGCGCUUCCGAAACACCUCAAAGACGCACGAGAUCUGGCCAGAGGACUGCGUGAGCAAACCAAGCUCGAAAAGAACGACCCCAGCAAGACCGAGGCCGAGCUACGGGAGCAGCGUUUCAACAAAGAAAAAGAAUGGAGGAAUGCAGAGAUGGGUUUCGAGAUCAUCCGACCCAGCGCAGCUGUCGAGUGGGACGAAAGGUUCCGCGGCAGCUUGAGGGUGUUUGAGCUGUCGAGCGAGGUGAGCGAACAAAUCAACCACCACCAGCAGUUAAGAAAGGAGGCGAAUAAGGACAAGGAACAAAAGACGGCAGCCGAGGAAAAGAGAUUGAAAGAGGAGCAGGCUCAGCGUCAGAAGGAGCUCGAAUCUCAGCCUCUUGAAGAGUUGCCCACGGGUAUCUAG